AUGAGAUCCAUUUGCAAGGCCCUAUAAAAAUUUGAGAAAAAAGAGUUUGGAAUGAGUGAUCGUUUAUUAUCAAAAUUAAAUAAAACUGAUUAAAGCAAUAUUCUCAAAUAUGCAAAUGAUGAUGAGAGCAGUUCUGAGGAUGAUAAAUAGGAUGAGAGUAUUUCAGAGUAAGAUGUAAUUGAUAAAAGAAAGAAAACUUAUAGAAAGAACUCUAAUUAAUCAUUUGAUUCAAUAAUAGAUCAUCCUGCUCCACCUAAAAAGAUUAUCAAGCAAGUAAAAUGCAUUAAUUUUUCUGACCGAGACUCUCCUCUUCGCCAAGAGCAAAAAUCCCCUAGUAAAUCAAAAUUUCAAUUCGAAGGCAGAAGAGGCAGAAAGCCAGAUUGGUAUAAGUAGAUGAAGGCUUAGGAAAAAUUUGUAGAAGAUAAAAAAAUUCGAAAUCAAAGCAAAGAUAAAACCUAUAAUAGGAAUCUUUCAGAGAUUAUUCUCCCAGCCAGAAAAUAAAGCAUUACUGAAGAUGAAAUAGAAGAGGAAGAAGAUAAAUAAUAGGUAAAUCUUGAAGGAAUAAUCGAAUCACAUAUAUUAUUGUAAGAUAUCAUGCCAUAGAAAUAGAACAGGAAAAUUAGCUGCAAUAUAUCAAACUACUAAUGUGACAAAUUCUGCUAUGAACCGACUAAAGAUCAAAAUUUAAAUUAAGAGGAUAUUGAAAAGCAAAUAGAUGAAUUAUGCAAUAAUACCACUGCAGAAUCAUAGAAAAUUCCUGAUUCUCACUUAUACCAACAUGUUUAGAAUUUCAUGCUAUGUCCUAAGUAGCAGGAAAUCUCAAAUACUUGCAAUUAAAUAGGGGGUUCAUUGACUAAUGCAUUAAAAUUAUUCCUUGAAAAGAAUGACUCUUAAUUCCUCUCUAUAACUAUAGAACGAUGUGUUCCAGAGUUAAUGAAUUUAUUUAAGAGUAAUUAUGUUACAGUUGAUGUCCUAUUAAAUACUAGAGUAUCUAAAUAACUAAAUGAGGUUUAUGAGUUCUGUCAUUCAUAUCAAGAAAUAGAAAAGAAGUAAAUUAAUGUACUAGAAGAUUAACUGUAGCUCUCACGUUAACUUAACAAUUUGAAAAGACUCCUUGAUAGCAUUUUAAAGAAGUGGAAAAAUUAUCUGAUGAAAGUAUAUUUUAAUGAGAAUAACUAAAAAGUAAACUUUGAGAAGCAGAUUAACAAAUAUUUUAAUAAUUUAAAGAAAAAUUAGAUCUAGAUAAAAGUUGGCAACAAAAGUUUGGGGUUUGAUUAAGAAUUUUUAAAUAAAAGAGAUGAUUUGAGAGAAGAAUAAAUGUACGAAAUUCAAAGUGAUUGA
Messenger RNA from Stylonychia lemnae, 1341 nucleotides. NCBI's taxonomy places the organism in Eukaryota, Ciliophora, Spirotrichea, Sporadotrichida, Oxytrichidae. The record is from the annotation of a GenBank genome assembly.